GCAAGAGAAAAGAAGACCAACUAAGCAUCAGCAAGGUUAUAAAUUGGCAAAGUUGGAGGAGAAGCUCAAGUAGAAGCAGCUGAAAGUCCUGAAGCAACAGCAACAAAAAAAAAUUGUCCCAGAGAUGACUGCAUCCAUGGCCACACUAAAGGAGACCUACAACAGGGAGGGAUACCUCUCAGCGCUGCCCAUAUUGAGUGAGACUGAGCUGAGGGAGGCCCGGCAGGCUUUCUCUGAGCUGGAGAAGGAAUUUGGUGAGGAGUACACCCAGUACAGCCUCCAUAAUGUUCACCUUCAGUACCAGUGGGUGAUGGGCCUGGCUAAACAUCCCAGAGUCCUACAGGUGGUCCAAGCCGUCCUGGGCGAUGAUGUCAUCCUGCUUGACUCACGCUUCAUUUGUAAAUACCCAGCGCUCAAGGCCAACAUCCCUUCCAAGCAUGCAGAUGACAGCAUCGUGACCUCUGAGGAAGAAGAAGUGAAAGAAGACAUGACUACACAAGAGAAUGGGCUCCCAUAUGUAGCCUGGCAUCAGGAUAUGAGGUAUUGGGGUAUCGCUGGUGGUCCUGUUCUGUCUGUGUGGCUGGCUUUAGAUGACUCACUGAAGGAGAACGGUGCCCUACAGGUCAUUCCAGGCAGCCACGACUCUGGCAUGCUGCCCCAUCGCCUAGCAGUCAUGCCUGGCAACAUGCUAUCAGUCAAUCAGGAGAUCCCAGAGGAACUGGUGGAGCCGGAGAAGGCUGUGCUUUGUCCCCUGUUAGCCGGGCAGAUGUCGGUUCAUGAUGGACUCCUGGUCCAUGCCAGUGAUCCAAACACAUCCCAAAAAAGGCGCUGUGGCUAUGUGAUCCGUUAUGUCCCCACCUGCGCAUACCCCAUACAGGACCCUGACAGGCCUAGAAAAUUCCAUGCGACGAUGCUGGUCAGUGGAACGGAUCAGUUCAAGAAUUUCUCCGACAAAAGCCUGUGAAUAUCAGCUGGAUUCCCUCUGCUUGCUGUGCUACUGCUUUUCUACUACCUUUACUGCUUCAAACAAAUGACAGUUCUAUGUUUACGAAUAAUGCUGUUUGUCAAAUGUCUUUUAAUGUGAACUGCAGAUCUAUAGCAACACUGACAUCAAGUAAUUCUAGCAAUGUGAUCAGGUCUUGAAAUGAAUCUACUGUGAAACGACUGGUGAUUAAUAAAAUUUAGUGCUAAUGUA
This is a messenger RNA of Myripristis murdjan (pinecone soldierfish), 1195 nucleotides long. Its product is annotated as L-proline trans-4-hydroxylase. The transcript is spliced from 7 exons. Bases 125 to 964 code for a protein of 279 amino acids. The record is from RefSeq and is a predicted model, not a curated record. NCBI's taxonomy places the organism in Eukaryota, Metazoa, Chordata, Actinopteri, Holocentriformes, Holocentridae.